Messenger RNA from Danio aesculapii, 2971 nucleotides. RefSeq names its product zinc finger protein 85-like. The record is from RefSeq and is a predicted model, not a curated record. Gene Ontology annotation, biological process: regulation of DNA-templated transcription. Gene Ontology annotation, molecular function: RNA polymerase II cis-regulatory region sequence-specific DNA binding; DNA-binding transcription factor activity, RNA polymerase II-specific. Bases 125 to 1660 code for a protein of 511 amino acids. NCBI's taxonomy places the organism in Eukaryota, Metazoa, Chordata, Actinopteri, Cypriniformes, Danionidae. The transcript has 5 exons.
UCCUCCUUGAGUUCAGCUGUAAAUACUGGAGUAUUCCCAUCAAUCUACAAGUGAAGACGAGCAUCAGACCAUCAGGAAGAAGAGAAAUCUGCAAAGACAGAGUUUAUUGAAGGACAGUGAGAAGAUGAGUGAUCCAGAACCCUGCAGAAUUAAACAGGAAGAGACUGAAGAACUCAUAGAUCUAAUGGUAAAGGAGGAGAGUGAGGACGAGGAACGUCAUGUCAAAAAUGACAACAAAACUCAAAAUUCAGAGAUCGAUCGCAACCUAUUUAAAGGAACAGUCAUGAAAGGUUUCACCUGCACUCAGUGUGGAAACAGUUUUGGGCGCAAAAACACUCUCAAUCGUCACAUGAUGAUCCACACCGGAGAGAAACCGUACAAGUGUUCACACUGCAACAGGAGCUUCAUUCAUUCAGGAAACCUGAAAACACACAUGAGGAGUCACACUGGUGAAAAACCGUAUCACUGCACCGCUUGUGGGAAGAGUUUCACACAGUUAUCUUCUCUGCAAACACACACAAAAAAUAAUCACAACCUGAUGGUGAAGAUGGAGGACAGUGAAGAACUGAGUGAAGCCGAGAAGCUCCACCGUAGCGUCCAUACAAAGGACAAACUCUAUUCAUGCUUUGCGUGUGGAAAGAGUUUUACAACACAGUCGUAUUUAGGACUACACCAGAGGAUUCACACUGGAGAGAAACCGUACCAGUGUUCCCACUGCGACAAGUGUUUCGGUCGGUCAGAGAGCCUCAAAACACACGAGAGGAUUCACACUGGAGAGAAACCAUUCACAUGCACUCAGUGUGGGAGGAGUUUCACACAACUGUCACACCAUAAUCGACACAUGAUUAUCCAUGAGAAUCCGCACAAAUGUGAUCAAUGCGACGAAAUAUUUUCGAGGCCUUCAGAGCUGAAGAAACAUCUUAGAGUUCAUACAAAGGAGAAGCCACAUUCAUGUUCUCUGUUAUGUGGGAAGAUUUUCAAGCACAAAUGCAGUGUCAAGCUUCACAUGAUGAUCCACACGGGAGAAAAACCGUACAAGUGUCCGCACUGCGACAAGAGAUUCAGCCGUUCGGGAUUCCUGAAAGCACACGAGAGGAUUCACACUGGAGAGAGACCGUAUCGCUGCACUGCUUGUGGGAAGAGUUUCAAUCAAUCAUCUUCUCUGCGAACACACACAAAACACAAUCACAACCUGCUGGUGGAGGAUGAACGUGAAGAUCUGAGUGAAGUCGAGAAGCUCCACUAUAGCGUUCAUAUAAACGAGAAGCCUUAUUCAUGCUCUGUGUGUGGAAAGAGUUUUACACUGCAGUCAAGUUUAAGACGACACCAGAUGCUUCACACUGGAGAGAAACCCAAACCGUACACGUGCGCUCAGUGUGGGAAGAGUUUCACACAAGUAUCACACCUGAAUCGACACAUGAAGAUCCACUUUGGUGUGAGGGAGCACGUGUGCUUUGAGUGCGGGAAGACUUUUAUUACAGCUGGAGACUUGAAACGACACCAGAGGAUCCACGCUGGACAGAAAACGCACACGUGUGAACAGUGCAGCAGGACGUUUUUUAGGCCUUCAAAUCUGCGGAAACAUCUUCGAGUUCAUACAGAGGAGGCGACGCGUUCAUGCGCUCUGUUAGUCAAGACCUUUGUCAGUUUACCUUCCUGAAAACUCUCCUCUGUAUUCACACACAUCAGAUUUUGUAUGUUAAGAAACUCCACUCAUUUUGGACUCCAUCACAAUUGUAUUCAUUUUUCUUCAGCUUAGUCCCUUAUUUAUCAGGGAUCACCACAGCAGAAUGAACCGCCAACUUAUCCAACGAAUGUUUUACACAGCGGAUGCCUUUCCAGCUGCAGCUAAGUACUGGGAAUCACCUAUACACACUCACUCACACACACACUCAUACACUAUGGACAAUUUAGUUAAUCAAUUUCCUUAUAGCGCAUGUGUUUGGACUGUGGAGAAAUCAGAGCACCCGGAGGAAACCCAUGUCAACGCAGGGAGAACAUGCAAACUCCACACAGAAAUACCAACUGACCCAGCCGGGACUCGAAUUAACGACCUUCUUGCUGUGAGGUGACAGUGUUAACCACUGAGGCAUAUUCGCCCCAUAUUUAAUUAUAUUUACAUAAUUACUGUAUCUCCCCCUCCCUUAAAUUACAACAGGACGAUUAUAUACAGGGUUCUUACGGGUGCUGGAAAUCCUGGAAAAUGCUUGAUUUUUAUUAUAGUGUUUUCCAGGUUAGAACAGUGCUUGGAUUUUGGACAAAGUGCUUGGAUUGGAAUCCAAGCACUUUGUUUAUUUUUAAAACUAGUUUAUUUUUAAAACUAGAUACAAAACUAUGGGACCCAUUUUAUUUGUUUCAAGCAGUCAACUUGUACUGUACUAUGUAAUAACUUACAUGAUUUUAACUGAAAUUCUCUUAUUAACUUUUUAUAUUUAGUUAAAAACUUUUGUUUACCUAUUGCGGUAACAUAAUGUUUAAGUUGUUAUGUCUGUAAGCCAUGAAGUAUCACGUUAGCUUUUUAAUUGGAUUUCAUUUUCCCUUUAACAAUGUUUUCAGUGCCUGAUUAACCGUACUUAUUAUAUAGAAAUAUUCAAAUAAUGGGUAUAACAGUAAUAUUUUUAUGGGGACCUGCGCAUAUUGGUGUUCAAGGAAAUGAAAUUGCAGAUAAGGAAGCAAAACAAGCUGUUAAAAAUAAUGACAUCAGUCUAAAUGUAAGUAUAAGAGUGAAGUCAAGAGUAUUAUUAAGAAAAGAAUGAAGGAAAGGUGGCAAAAACAAUGGGACAGUGAGAAAAAGGGCCGGUUAAACCAGCCUAGGCUGGUUGGCUGGUUUUAGAGGGGUUUUGGCUAUUUCCAGGCUGGUUUUCAGCCAUUUCCAGCCUGGUCUUAGCUGGUCAGGCUGGAAAAUGACCAGCUAAAACCAGCUUGACCAGACAAAACCAGCUAUGUCCAGCUUAAACCAGCCUGGUCAAGC